This is a messenger RNA of Momordica charantia (bitter melon), 1671 nucleotides long. RefSeq names its product auxin-responsive protein IAA8. The record is from RefSeq and is a predicted model, not a curated record. Gene Ontology annotation, cellular component: nucleus. Gene Ontology annotation, biological process: regulation of DNA-templated transcription. NCBI's taxonomy places the organism in Eukaryota, Viridiplantae, Streptophyta, Magnoliopsida, Cucurbitales, Cucurbitaceae.
GUUUCACAUCGGACACCAAAAGGCUUUUGUUACUUUGUGCCAAAUGGAGGGUCCUUAGCCUCUCUCUCUCUUGCCUUCUCUCUCUCUACCCUUCAGCUUCUCUCCUGCAACUGCCGAGAAUCAAAGACUUCAAUCGCUACUACUUCUUCUGUUUAACCUACUGAUCUGCAGAUUUAUUCAGGUAUUAAGAUCGAGAGCUUUUUCUUUCUGGAAUUUUGAUGUCUCCACCACUUGGUGUUGGGGAGGGUGAGGAAAGUUGCAGCAAUGUCACCCUGUUGGCUUCUUCAAACUCUAUGGAGAGUGUCAGUCAAAGCAAUUUGAGUUUUGAAGAGCGUAACUACAUGGGAUUAUCUGAUUCUUCUUCAGAGGACAGCUGUAUGACUGCCACCAAAUCUGAUGGGAACAAACCCUUGCUGAAUCUUAAGGCUACAGAAUUGAGGCUAGGCCUCCCUGGAUCUGAAUCCCCCGAGAGAGAUCCAGAUAUCAGCUUGCGUAGCUCUUCUCAUCUUGAUGAAAAACGACUAUUUCCUUUGCACCCAUCAAGUGAUGGUCACUACUCUUCACCACAUAAGGCUGUUGUCUCAGGCAACAAAAGAGGUUUUUCAGAUGCUAUGAACGAGUUCACAGAGGGAAAAUAUCAAGCUAACCUAGGUUUGAAAGCUGGUUCUUUGCUAGAAAACCUUGGAAAUCAAAUGGGGAAAGUGAAAGAGGCAACUACACAAAAAAUUGUACAAGAGCGGCCUCAAGAAACUAGUGAAACCAGGCCAUCUCAUAAUGAGACUGCAAAUAACAAUACCAGCGCACCUGUUACCAAGGCACAGGUUGUGGGUUGGCCACCCAUAAGAUCUUUCAGGAAGAACUCAUUGGCUACAACUUCAAAGAAUAAUGAUGAAGUUGAUGGAAAGGCAAUGUCUGGUGCACUCUUUGUCAAAGUCAGCAUGGAUGGUGCUCCUUACCUGAGGAAGGUAGAUCUGAGGAACUACUCUGCAUACCAGGAGCUGUCUUCUGCCCUUGAGAAGAUGUUCAGCUGUUUUACUAUAGGUCAAUAUGGAGCUCAUGGAGCUCUGGGCAUGGAGAAAAUGAGUGAGAGUAAGCUGAAAGAUCUUCUUCAUGGCUCAGAAUAUGUUCUAACAUAUGAGGAUAAAGAUGGUGACUGGAUGCUCGUUGGUGAUGUCCCCUGGCAGAUGUUCAUCGACUCUUGUAAGAGGCUGAGGAUUAUGAAGAGCUCGGAUGCAAUUGGGCUGGCUCCUAGGGCGGUGGAGAAGUGCCGGAACAGGAACUAGCUAAGCACUAUGCCACGGUUGAUACUAUCCAUCCAAAAGUCGGAACAAGACAGAUCUAAACGUAUGUCAAAUGUGGCUUUGGAAGGUUGUUCGAAGAAAGCGGUGUUUUGGAUGGGAUAGGUUCUCUUGUGUGCAUUUCCCUCUGUUACAUUAUGGCUUUUCUUUUUUUUUUUCCCUUUAAUUAUGUUUUUCUUUGAUGAUGUCUAAGCGGUUGUUUGAGUUUGUGAAUUGAACUACUUAAAAACUAUUAAGUGCAAGUCUGCAGACCUGUGGAUAAGUUCCUGUCCCUUCUUUGCAGGACUCUUGAAAGUUUGUAAAGUUAUUGGUUAUCGAACUACUGUGUUGCUUUAAUGCUCUGUAAUAUUGAAAACUUUCUGUCUAACUUGCA